GAUCUAUUUUCCGAACAUCUCUACCAUCUUUCAUCAUAUAAAUAUCACCGAACCUCGCUUCUCCCAGGUCAGUCGCCGGAAGAGAGAGAAUUCUCUCUCUCUCUCGCUCACGCUCACGCUCACUAGGGUUUUUUUGGCGGGUUUGUGACUUGGGUUUAGGGGAUAGAUGCUGCUUCGAAGCUCAUCGACGCCGAUACCGAACUCAUGGAUCCCUCAAUCGAAGGAAUCGUCUCCGGAGCCCGAGAUAGUUCACCAGUUUCCGAGGACUCGAUCGAUCAGCCUGACGACGUCGUCGCUGGGGUCGUUUGCUUCGUGGGAGGACUUGACGAGAAGGAUGAGUCGAGCAGCCUCGGAGACUGAUCUCAGAGACGUAUCGGCGGUCGCGAAGAAGAAGCCACCGUCUGCCGUGAGGCAUGGCAGGGUCUCGGCGACGUCGGUUGAAGAGAGGGUGCUGAGACUGACUUCGUUGGAUCGGCUGUUGUCGAGCUCUGGGUUGGAAGACGGGUGUGAAGUUGGAGCGAAAGAUCAGGGUUCGGUGAGUGUGUUGGUUGGUGGGGCCGUUGGAGGCGGUGGUGGACAAAUCUGUGGUGGCGGGGGAGGAGGAGGAUCUGGCGGUGGAGAUGACGGGAGUUCUGGGAAUUGGGAUUCGAACCACGGGAACGAUAGUACGGAUGUUUAUUACCGGAAGAUGAUCGAGGCUAACCCAGGGAACGCUCUCCUUCUUGGCAAUUACGCCAGGUUUUUGAAAGAGGUUCGUGGAGAUUUUGUGAAGGCAGAAGAGUACUGCGGAAGAGCAGUUCUGGCGAAUCCAAGUGACGGAAACGUAUUGUCUUUGUACGCUGACCUGAUAUGGCAUAGCCACAAGGAUGCUCGUCGCGCUGAGAAUUACUAUGAUCAAGCCGUUAAAGCUGCUCCUGAUGACUGUUAUGUACUAGCUUCCUAUGCUCGAUUUCUUUGGGAUGCUGAGGAAGUAGAGGAGGAUAAGGCAGAAGAAGUUACAAAAAUAACAUCACCACCUUCCAAUUUCUUUCAGGGAGCUCCUCCACCGCCUCCUGUAGCUGCUGCUUCUUGAGCUUUGUUCUCAGUUUACAUUGCCUCCACAGCCCUCUCACUCAUGCUUUCUUGUAAAUUGUUGAUAUGUCGCUUUUUGGCGUCGGAUUUUCUUCUUUUUUCUUUUGUUAUUAAACUUUGCUGUGCCCUUUCUGGACCUGAACUAGUUGUAAGAGAAUGAAAAUAAAUGAAACGAUGAUGGGUUCUUUUCCUGUAACUGAACUAGUUGUAAGAGAAUGAAAAUAAAUGAAACGAUGAUGGGUUCUUUUCCUGUAA
Malania oleifera is the source of this 1326-nucleotide messenger RNA. RefSeq lists its product as uncharacterized. Bases 167 to 1072 code for a protein of 301 amino acids. Lineage: Eukaryota; Viridiplantae; Streptophyta; Magnoliopsida; Santalales; Ximeniaceae. The record is from RefSeq and is a predicted model, not a curated record. The transcript has 3 exons. Gene Ontology annotation, molecular function: protein binding.